GACGGGUCCAGCGCACAGGAUCCUUCCUGCGCAUCCCCGGCCCCUCCCCGACGGGGGGGGCGCUGCUGACUCAUCCUCCCACCGUCCCCCCCCCACCAGAGGGGAGCUCAUCGAGGGGCUGCAUUGCAGACCCAGACACGCAGCAGACAAAAGGGACGCGGUGACGCCUGCAGCUCCCGCACAAAGAGCUGGUCCAGCAGCGAGUGAGCAUCCGUCUGUCCAUCCGUCCGUCUGUCCGUCCGUCCUCCGCAGCCUGAAGAUGCUGGACACCAUCAGCAGCCAGUACGAUUCCUUCAUCUACUGGAGGAUGCCGAUCCCACAGCUGGAUGUGGCCGAGCUGGAGGGGCUGGGGCUCAGUGAUGUGGCCCUCUACAAACCCAAAGGAGGGCUGGGCAAGCUCCUCAGCAAGCAGGAUGAGGCCCAGGACAUCUCCCAGGAAGAGGAGGGUCUGCUGCAGUUCAACAGCUUCAACUUCUGGCGAGCUCCCAUUGCCAGCAUCAGCUCCUUAGAUUUCGACCUAAUCUGAAGCCUUCCUCUCUGCCCCUCCUCACCCCCUGCCCUCUCCCUCUCUGCUAGGCUGUGUCAGGUUCGGGUUUGGUGUCGGUUUGGAGGUUGGGGUUUUGGUGUCACCAGGCAGUGUCUGACAUCGUUCAUUAACAUUAAUGAAGUGGUUCACCCUGACCUGACAGAAAUGAGCUCCCCUCAAAGCUUCAGCCCUUUUCCACCUUCUCCCUCAUCUCCCCUCCUUGCACUGCCGCUGGCACCACAACGAUGCGAGCAGGGGGUAAUGGGAUGGGGGCAAACACACGGGGAGGGGACAGAAACAGCCACCCCAUUGCCCCACGUCCACAUGGCAGCGAGUGUGGGAGGUGCUGGGGGUUCUGCCCCCCCUGCACCCCGUGGCUCUGUGACCAUGGGGUUGAGCUGAUUUCUGGUGUGCUCCUAUAGGAACCUCAUUUGUGCCCAGGGAAUAGUGCAGACCAGGGGGAACAGGCUUCGUGCUGCAGGAAGCAUCACUCCUGCUCCUCUCCCCCUGUGCCCCCAGCCCAGUCUCUCCUAAAGCCACAUCCCUGCUGAACCAGACCCUGAGGGAUGUGAGGUGGGAGAGGCAGGGACGUGGCCAGGACAUGCACAAACCUCUGCCUUGGAGGAAUCAUCUCUCUGAGGCUGUGGCUUGAGCCCAAGCAGGAGGAAUGACACCAUGAGGAUAAAACACACAUGGGAAUGCUGCAGCCUGGA
This is a messenger RNA of Melopsittacus undulatus (budgerigar), 1239 nucleotides long. RefSeq names its product MLLT11 transcription factor 7 cofactor (gene MLLT11). The coding region runs from base 260 to 526 and encodes 88 amino acids. Gene Ontology annotation, biological process: positive regulation of mitochondrial depolarization; positive regulation of DNA-templated transcription; positive regulation of release of cytochrome c from mitochondria. The transcript is spliced from 2 exons. The record is from RefSeq and is a predicted model, not a curated record. Gene Ontology annotation, cellular component: nucleoplasm; cytosol. Lineage: Eukaryota; Metazoa; Chordata; Aves; Psittaciformes; Psittaculidae.